Molecule: messenger RNA, 1608 nt
Organism: Pocillopora damicornis (cauliflower coral)
Lineage: Eukaryota; Metazoa; Cnidaria; Anthozoa; Scleractinia; Pocilloporidae
Molecular function (GO): mRNA binding
Source: RefSeq, a predicted model, not a curated record
AUAAACGUGCGGUGUUUUUCUUUCGAAUUAUUUAAGUUGAAUUCAAACCUAAAUAUCGAAUAUUUUGAGGAAAAAGCGGGUACAGAAAUGAGUGGAAUGGCAGAGAUCGAGGACCCAAGCCGGCGAAAUGAGCUGGAAGAAGAGAUGUCACGGUUUGAACAAGAAAUAGCAGAACAUCCAAUUUCAAGGCCAGUCAUAGCCACAAACACAUUUCGUAUGGCAUCACAAGCAAUCCAGAAUGCAGCUACUGUUCCAGAGGUUAAACCACAACAAGAAAUGCCUAAUAACCAGCAUUUUGUCCAAGGAGCACACCCACGUCCAUUAUUACAACCUUCUAAUCCUAAUUUACGACCACCAGUUGUCCAGGGCACUUUGAAUCAAGUCCGUCCUCAUAUGCAGGGUCCAAUCCGACAUCCUGUGCAAGCCCCUCCCAAUCAGUUACGUGGUCCUCGAAUACCCCAUACCAUGACAUUGCCACCCAGGAUGCCUCCUAUGGUACCACAAAUGGUCCCUAAUCCUGGAGCCAUGCCUGUUAUGGGCCCUGUAGCAGUACCCAUGGUCCCAGUACCCAUGCCUGUUCCGUUACCUGGUAUGCCAGUGGCAGGGCCAGUUGGUGCCACAGCCGUGCCAGUAAUGACUCCUGAGGAACAGAAAGAGUGGGGAUCUACAUAUUCACAGGCUGGGAACUCAGAGGCAAAGGAUAAAAAAAAACCUAAAGAGAAAAAAUUUUUGAGGGUGGCAGGGAACCAAGUGUGGGAGGAUUCGUCAUUAGCAGAGUGGGAGAAUGACGACUUUCGUGUGUUUUGCGGUGAUCUUGGAAACGAGGUUACUGACGAGAUCCUCACAAGAACAUUUGCAAAAUAUCCAUCUUUACUAAGAGCUAAAGUUGUGCGUGAUAAAAAGACAAACAAAAGCAAAGGGUAUGGAUUCCUUAGCUUCAAAGAUCCAAAUGACUUUGUCAAAGCUAUGAAGGAAAUGAAUGGCAAAUAUAUUGGGAAUCGACCAAUCAAGCUUAGGAAAAGUACUUGGAAAGACCGCAGUAUAGAAGCUGUUAAGAAGAAAGCAAAAGAAAAGAAGCGCUUGGGUUACAGAUAACAAUAAUGUGGAAGAAAUGCGAAAUGCGAACUUAGAAUGUUAUUAGUUCCAUUAUAACCUUGUAUCAUAAAUUCCUUGUGAAUAUGAUGCAGAUGUUUGUAAAAGGCAAAAAUUUAGUCUGUCUACUGCUAUUUAGUGAAGAAGGCACCAAGCCAGCAGAUGAAAUGCAGUUCAAGCUUUUGUGAAGGCUGUAGAUUCUUCCUUUCAGUUUGAUUACUUACUUUAGUACCAAAUCUUUUGUUAAAAGUAAACUAGCAGGUUUGACAAGGAUUGGAAAUUUUCUAUUCAAACUGGAAAUCUCUUUUGAAAAUGACCAUUUCAAUUAAUCCUCAUGCUUAUAAAAACUAAUAAGGGAAAUGGUUGGUUGUAAAUACUAAAUAUACAGUCUUCUUUUGUGAAAUUUGUGCUUAUUCUUUAUUUAGCAAGUAGAUUCCAUGUUACACUUUUUCUGUCCAGCAGUAGAAAGAACAAUAAAGGGGUACAUGAGGGGCAGCCUUUGACCCAUAAGAAUGA